This is a messenger RNA of Galleria mellonella (greater wax moth), 711 nucleotides long. RefSeq names its product selenoprotein F. Gene Ontology annotation, molecular function: oxidoreductase activity. Gene Ontology annotation, cellular component: endoplasmic reticulum lumen. The transcript has a single exon. NCBI's taxonomy places the organism in Eukaryota, Metazoa, Arthropoda, Insecta, Lepidoptera, Pyralidae. The record is from RefSeq and is a predicted model, not a curated record. Bases 140 to 649 code for a protein of 169 amino acids.
CCUAUUGUCAGUGUCAGUUGCUCUACGAAGACUAAUUGUCAAAAUUUGUAAUUCGUAGGUUAGUUAGUUAUUUUGCAUAAAUAAAAUUAAAAAUUUAGUUUUUUUUUUUCGUGUAUAUAGCUUAUAAUCAAUAUUAAUAAUGGUAUCUUGUAAUAUCUUUUAUUUAUCAAUUUUACUUCUCUCUAUAAUUUCUAUACAAAAAAGUAACGCGGAAUUCUCGACAGAAGACUGUGCAGCACUUGGAUUUAUUAAAGCUAAUCUAUUAUGUUCUUCUUGUGAUCAACUCAAAGACUUCAGUUUAGACGAACUAGUAGUACAUUGUAAAGAAUGCUGCCAUAAAGACGUAACAGCCCCGAAGGAGAAAAAAUAUGCCCGUGCUGUACUCGAAGUUUGUACAUGCAAAUUUCCAGCAUAUCCACAAAUCCAAGCAUUUGUGAAAAGUGAUCGACCUGCUAAGUUUCCAAAUUUGCAAAUUAAGUAUGUUCGCGGUCUUGACCCCAUUAUUAAGUUGCUGGAUAAAGACGGCAUCGUAAGAGACACUGUUGCUAUUGAAAAAUGGAAUACGGACUCUGUGGAAGAAUUUUUGAGAACUCAUCUUGAUAAGGAAGAAGAUGAUGACCGUCAUUACUUGAAAACUAAUCAAAUUUAGAUACAUUUAUCCCUAAUUAAAUAAAUGUAAAAGAUAAUAAAAAGGUUUGUUUUAUUGCUAUA